This is a messenger RNA of Vitis riparia (riverbank grape), 957 nucleotides long. RefSeq lists its product as uncharacterized. The transcript has a single exon. Bases 1 to 957 code for a protein of 318 amino acids. Gene Ontology annotation, molecular function: polysaccharide binding. NCBI's taxonomy places the organism in Eukaryota, Viridiplantae, Streptophyta, Magnoliopsida, Vitales, Vitaceae. The record is from RefSeq and is a predicted model, not a curated record.
AUGUUGAAGAAAGCUGCAAUUAAAACAGAGUAUUUCACUCUCUCUGGAACUCACAACCCAAAACAGAGCAUCUCUCUCUCUCUCUCUCUCUCAAAGUUGAUAAUGUUAAGGGAGGCACAACUCGUGGGAGUAGGCCUCAUGACAGUAGUCAUCCAUGCCUGCUUCCUUUCAGUUUGUGUUGCUAAGCAUCACAAGUACCAGAGAUGCAGCCCCUCUUCCUGCGGAGAUAUGAGGAACAUUUCCUACCCUUUUCGAUUACAAGACGAUCCCCCCAGCUGCGGUUACCCUGAGUAUGAAUUGAUUUGUGAAAACAAUCGUACUAUGAUAAACCUGUACGGAGGGAAAUACUUAGUUACCCAGAUCAACUACCAUAAUUAUACAAUUCGGGUAGUGGAUCCUGGGCGAAAGAAGGACAACUGUUUGAUCCCCAGUCCUCUUCAUUCCAUUGGUGCAUAUUACACUGAGUAUAACUAUGAAUCUCCAUAUUAUUGGCCUUUUAAAUGGAGAGCUGUUUAUUCUCCUUCGCCUUCUGAACCAAUAUCCUAUACAAUAGUUUUGAUGAACUGUGAGCAGUCAAACACCCACGAUAACUAUAUUCCUAUAAUUCCAUGCAACACUACAGGCUAUUCCUCUUCCUCAUCACCAACAUACGCUUAUGCAGUAGUCGGAUACAAUGUGUUCCUGGGAGAUAUUCCGUAUUCAUGCACCAUCGGCACAUAUAUGAUUAUUCAACCAUUGAAGGCAUUUCCAGAGCCCAGCAACCUUUCAAUGUCAGAUUUGCAAGAUUACCUGCUUCUGGGGCUUCAGCUUUCAUUUUUGUCUCACUUCUGCGACCACCAAUGCAAAAUGGAAGGGCUAUAUUGCCGCUAUGAACAUUUCUUUGGGAAUGCCGGCUUUAAAUGCCAGGAGUCAAGGAACGAAUAUAGUCCGGACACUUCAGAGAAAAAUUGUGAGUAA